UUUUUAAUGUAGACACACAUAACGAGAAGAGUAAUGAAAAAGAUAUCAACGUACAUAUUUGAUAAAAGUUUCUUCAAUAUAUGGACAGGAAAUUUCAAAAGGAGAGAAGAAAAAACAAGUCACGUAUAUGUAAAAGUAGGUGUAGAGUCUUGACGAAUUGGGGGAAAUUAAAAGCUGUCGUAAGGCCUAUGAGCUUUCUCGUUAGGGUAAAAAAUUCUUAUUCUCGAAUACUUUUGAAAGAUUCCGUAAUGAAGAUAGCAAGUCUUAGAUAAUGUACAUUGCGGGGGUGAGUCAAAGCUAGUGACGAAAAAAGAAAAAUAGUUGAUGAUACAUAACAAGUAUAAAUGACCAGAGUGUGCGCAUCACUAGUGAUACUCACUUACACGUUUUUCCCGCCCUUUUACCCUCACCACUUACAGCCACCUGUCAACCACCCUGUGCUCCCACUUCCUCAAGUAUAUAUACAAAGCUCCGGCAGACUUUGACCACAUUUGAGUACGUAGACAUCGUAGCAAAUUAUUCAAAGGGUUUGUUGAUUGGUGAGUCUAUCAUUUUGUGGGUACUUUGUCGGAUCAACAACGAGUUUCGUAUUCGCGGAAAUUUUUAUUUCUGAUAAAACAUAAAAAUCACGAUGAAAAGAAGUUACAUCUAUACAAUUGUAUUCGUUCUAUUGGUGGGAGUUGCUGUUGGUAGUGAGAAUUAUGCAGAUUACGGAGAGGAAAAUGUAGGCAGGAACCUCGAAAAUUUACGAGAAAUAUAUAGCCUUUUAUUACGUCGUAAUUCAUAUGACAAUAACAUUAGAUCACCCCUGGCAUUGGAUACACCUUUGGAACAUCUGAUGAUUCGAAAAUCUCAACGAUCUCCUUCACUACGUCUUCGCUUUGGACGUUCAGAUCCAUCGAUGCCUCAGGGGAAUCCAUUCAUGAAAGCAGGAUCAAAUGUUGCAUCUUUUGAAGACAACUAAAAUGAACGGCUCUAUUCUAUGCAUAAACCUUAAUAAUUUUCACACUACAAAAAAGCUUUCCUUUAAUUAAAAUAU
Chelonus insularis is the source of this 1039-nucleotide messenger RNA. It is a transcript of the gene sNPF, whose product is annotated as short neuropeptide F precursor. The transcript is spliced from 5 exons. NCBI's taxonomy places the organism in Eukaryota, Metazoa, Arthropoda, Insecta, Hymenoptera, Braconidae. The record is from RefSeq and is a predicted model, not a curated record. Bases 632 to 964 code for a protein of 110 amino acids.